GGUGAGAACUGGGCACACCUCCGACGGAAAUCUCUACAAGACACCUCAGUCCCUCGUUGCCUCGCGAUAUCUGAAUCAAGACGCGAAACAAAGUAGAAAGGUCCAAGCGAAAAGAUGGUCGGACUUCGACAAGCGCAAGCAUUCCACACCAAUACGAACCAGCAUGGCCAACCUCUAUCGCCGAGUGACCGCGAAAAGCUUUUGAAGCCUUACCUGCCAAAACAACCAAAUCAAUCGCCAAAGAAAACCCGAGCGCCAUCCAACGAUGGACCGCGUUUUCACCACCGCCAACGGGUUCGCCCUGCGAUGCGACAACUCCUACACCUCCUACUCUUCAACAUUGUCCACGUCAUCUUUUCAGUCUACGUGAGAAUAAGGCAGAUAUACCAUGCGAUAUACGAUCGCGUUUGUGCAGUGCUCUACUAUCACCACCGCACACCAGAGAUCAUCAAGAAGGAUGUGAGGCCGUUGAGUCGUGUGCCUCAGCAUUUGAGCGUGAUACUGGAUCUGCCGCCUGAAGGAGGCAAGAAAGAUGCAUUGGAGACUGUGUUCAACGAUGCCUGUGAGCUGGCUGCAUGGAGUGCAAGCGCGGGUAUUCCAAUGCUAUCAAUAUAUGAGAAGACGGGCAUCCUCAAAUCCUCCCUUCCUCAUCUCCACCGCCGUUUAACUCGCACACUCACAUCAUACUACGGCACUACAAACCCUCACAAACCAACCAUCUCCCUUCGAUCGCCCAAUAUGUCAUCCUACAGCCCUCCCAACUCUCCAGAGCCCAAGACUCAUGGCACAUCCUCAAAUUCUGACUCUGCUCCACCACACCUCAACAUCCUACUCAUAGACGCCACAGACGGCCGGCAGACAAUCGUCGAUCUUACGAAAACUCUGGCCGAGAUGUCUCAAAGCGGGAAACUCCAACCCUCAGACAUCUCACAAGAGCUCCUCGAUGCCGAGAUCAGCGAAUCAGUUAUGGGCGAACCAGAUUUAUUGAUUGUGUUUGGAGAAAGAGUCGUCUUAGAAGGCUACCCGCCUUGGCAGGUCCGAUUGACCGAGAUUUUCUACGCGCAGGAUAAUGUUGGUGGAGUCGGGUAUCAGAUUUUCUUGCGGGCUUUGUACAGAUAUGCAAAGGCCGAGUUCAGAUUUGGGAGGUAGACGCAUGAUUCUAGUCCUUCCGAGAGGCCAUAGAAAUCUAGACCAGGAAUUCCUAAG
Messenger RNA from Pseudocercospora fijiensis CIRAD86, 1206 nucleotides. RefSeq lists its product as uncharacterized. Lineage: Eukaryota; Fungi; Ascomycota; Dothideomycetes; Mycosphaerellales; Mycosphaerellaceae. Gene Ontology annotation, cellular component: endoplasmic reticulum membrane; dehydrodolichyl diphosphate synthase complex. The record is from RefSeq and is a predicted model, not a curated record. The transcript has 2 exons. The coding region runs from base 115 to 1149 and encodes 344 amino acids. Gene Ontology annotation, molecular function: ditrans,polycis-polyprenyl diphosphate synthase [(2E,6E)-farnesyl diphosphate specific] activity.